Messenger RNA from Stegastes partitus (bicolor damselfish), 982 nucleotides. RefSeq names its product midkine. The transcript is spliced from 5 exons. Bases 64 to 501 code for a protein of 145 amino acids. NCBI's taxonomy places the organism in Eukaryota, Metazoa, Chordata, Actinopteri, Pomacentridae. Gene Ontology annotation, molecular function: growth factor activity. The record is from RefSeq and is a predicted model, not a curated record.
GAAGGCAGCGACAGAAGGCGACGACUCCACAGUUCGACUGGCUGCUCAUCUCAGCCCGGCAAAAUGCGAAGUUUGUUCUCCGUGACGCUGCUGCUGUUCCUGGUCCUGACGCUCGGCGCCGAGGCCAACAGGAGGCCCAAAGGACAGAAAGGUAAACAUGAUAAAUCCCGGCCGGCCUCCGAGUGCUCCUCUGCAGAGACUCAGUACGGGAAAUGUGUGCCGGAGCACGGAGACUGUGGCGACGGUCUGAGGGAGGCCACCUGCAAAGAUCGGACCGACAAGAUCCCCUGCAGGAUCCCCUGCAACUGGAAGAAGGACAUCAGCGACUGUAAGUACAAGUUCGGUCCGUGGGGAUCCUGCGACGCCGCCACCAACACCAAGAGCCGAUCGGGAACGCUGAAGCGAGCGCUGUUCAACGCCGAGUGUCAGACCACCGUCAAGGUGUCCAAACCCUGCUCCCCCAAAGUCAAGAAGGCCAGAGGGGAAAAGAAGUCAAACUGAAGGAAGCAACGCGAUGCAGACGACGGCAGGAUUUCUUCCUCCGGCUGAACAAUCGUCUUCCCUCCUUCAUCAAACAAAAAAAAAAAAAAAAACCGAGAGACUCCUCCAAAACACGCCAACCACCUUCCGUCUGGCCUCCUCUGACUGUUGUUCUGGUUUCUCAUGUGACGUUCUUGUGUUUACUUGGAUUAAAGUGUGGAAAGCUUUUCUCCCACUAGAUAAUAAGAAUAAUCCUUAUAGCUGAUAGUUUGUUUUAACAGUUACACUCAGAUAGUCCUAAAAGCUUAGCUCAAAGUGAAUUAACGUUCCGGAAACUGAACCUGACGGUCCGUCCACCCAACCGUCCCGAGUUUUGUUUUUACGGGAGUUUAGAAUCCCCUUUAAAAAGAUCUGUAAUGAGAAAAUCCUCUAUGAAAUCUAUUUUUGAACUAUAGAUUGAUUAUUGACGAUGACAAGACUUGUAUAAAUGAACAAAUUAAAU